Messenger RNA from Rotaria socialis, 387 nucleotides. Lineage: Eukaryota; Metazoa; Rotifera; Eurotatoria; Philodinida; Philodinidae. The record is from the annotation of a GenBank genome assembly.
AUGGCAUUAUGCAAUAAAAAAUUGUACGCAAAUAGUUAUGAUGAUUUGAAGAAUAUAUUAAGAAAAUUAGAAAAAGAUAAACGUAUUUUUGUAUUCUUUCAUGGUUCGAAAGAUAGUCAAGGAUAUAGUUGGUGUCCAUAUUGUGUUGAAGUAGAAAAGCCAGUAGAAGAAACGGUUGAAUUCUUGUUACCAUCGAAUGGAAUUUUUAUUGAAUGUUCAGUUGGUGAUCGAGCAAGUUGGAAAGAUUCAAAUUGUUCAUUUCGAAAAGAUCCGCAACUGCGAUUGACUAAUAUUCCAACGUUAGUCGAAUGGGGAACGAGUAAACGUUUGACGGAGAAUCAAUUGCUGGAUCCUGAUAUGAUUAAAAUCCUCGUCGAAGAAGAUUAA